AUGAUCAACCCGCACCUUACUCCGGUUCAGUUCCCUCGAUACAGCAGCUGCGGUGGAUGUGCGGAAGGAAAUAAGACGGAUGCGGAGCUGGCAGAAUGCGUACAUCCUUGCUUCAACUUAAGUUUCAUCCUGGAGUGGGAGCGCUUCGCUGCGGAGAAUGGCUACAAGCUGGUGUACUUCCCCUCCCGCCCAGGUCCCAAGGACGAGGCACCUGUGAACAUCUCGGCCUGGUGGCUGCCAGCGCCUGACAGGGCCGGUCGCCCCGCCCCUCGCGUGGUGGCCUUCCACGGCAUGUCUUCCAACAACAACCACUGUGGAGUGCAAUCAACCUGCUACUUGUUGCGGUCAAUAGGUUUCAGCUGCCUCGCGCUCAGCGCCAGAGACUGCGGCUUGUCUGGGGCAUCGACGCACCCUACAGUCGGCAGCUGGGGCUACGACUAUCACCUCGACGCUCUGGGAGCCUGGGACUACGCCGUGGGGGAUCCGGAGGGUCUCUUGGGCGGCUCCCUUCCCCCUGCCCAAGUGGGGAUCAUGGGCUUCUCUAAAGGCGCCCUGGAAAGCGCCAUUGCGUUUGGUCUGGAGCCGCGGAUUCCGGGAGCCUGGUUGGACUCCGGGCCAUUUGGUGGCCUCUUUGGUAUGACCCACGACGUCGUCUCGGGAAUCUUCGGUCCCGUGCUGGGCGAUCCGUUUGCAAGAAUUGUCUUCGCUUUCUCGAUCUUGGCGUCGGGCCACCGUGUGGACAACUACGACCCCCUGGCGUUGAUGUCGAACUGCACCGUGGGGUCCAGACGUCAAGUGAUGAUCGCCCACAGCAGCUUGGAUCAGACCGUCCCUGUGGCAUACGCUGGGGAAGCUGUGAAGGUACUCUCUGGUCUACCAGGUUGCUAUGAGGUCAGCUCCUUUACGCCCCCGGAGUUCUGCAACGGGGAGACGCAUCACCAGGAGAUGUGGGAAUUCCCCGAUGACACCCGGAGCAAGCUCUGCCACUUCUGGAGCCGGACCUUCGUGCGGGAUCCGGCCGACUGCCGCCUUGACAGCCUCGGGGAGCCUAAGUGGUAG
Molecule: messenger RNA, 1059 nt
Organism: Symbiodinium natans
Lineage: Eukaryota; Dinophyceae; Suessiales; Symbiodiniaceae
Source: the annotation of a GenBank genome assembly